Messenger RNA from Hevea brasiliensis (rubber tree), 1880 nucleotides. Its product is annotated as patellin-4. The record is from RefSeq and is a predicted model, not a curated record. The transcript is spliced from 3 exons. Gene Ontology annotation, molecular function: lipid binding. Bases 167 to 1720 code for a protein of 517 amino acids. NCBI's taxonomy places the organism in Eukaryota, Viridiplantae, Streptophyta, Magnoliopsida, Malpighiales, Euphorbiaceae.
UCCAGUAAAACAACAUCUAGGCCUUCUAUCCGAGGUGGGUUUUUGCUUCCAUUCUUAGUUCUUGUUUCUUAUUUGGAGUUUGGAACUUAAUUUUCUUGCUUUUAUUGUUCUUUUUUAAAUUUUUUUUCCUAUUUGGUGUGUUGCUGCCAGCAGGUAAUUGGUUAACAUGACUGUUGAAGAAACCCAGGUGGUGGCUGAGGUUGUCGUUCCUCAAGAAGAGCCCAAAAAGGUUGUUGAAGAGAGCAAGAGAGACGUUCAGGAGGAUUGCCAAGUGAAGGAAGUGGAAGAUGAUGACGAUGAUUCCAAGCCUAAAACUGUUCAGAAGAGCUCUUCUUACAAGGAAGAGAGCAAUUUUCUUUCUGAUCUUAAGGAGUUCGAGAAAAAGGCCCUGAAUGAGUUCAAAUCGAAAAUCGAAGAAGCUAUUCUUGGAAAUAAUCUGUUCAAGAAAGAGGAGCCAAAGAAGAAAGAGAAGGAAAGUGAAGAGAAGGAGAAGUCGGUGAAUAAAGAAGAGACACAGAAGGAAAAACAAGAUAUAGAAGGGGAAGAAAGCGAGAAACAAGUGCAGGAAGAAGCCGAAAAGAACGAAGGAGGAGAUGAGAAGGAAAAGCCAAUGCAAGAAUGUGAAGAAGAGAAGAAAACAGAGGUGGCUGUGGAAGAAAAUGGCGAAGGAAUCGACAAAGAUGUCUCCAUUUGGGGAAUCCCACUUUUGCCUAGCAAAGGAGCAGAGGGCACUGAUGUGGUCCUCCUGAAAUUUUUGAGGGCUAGAGAGUUCAAAGUCAAUGAUGCCUUUGAGAUGCUAAGGAAGACCCUCCAAUGGAGGAAGGAAUCCAACAUCGAUUCAAUCUUGGAUGAUGAUUUAGGAGUAGAUCUAAGCUCAGCCUUCUACAUGAAUGGCAUUGAUCGUGAAGGUCACCCUGUGUGUUACAACAAUUAUGGGGUGUUUGGAAACGAAGAGCUUUACAAUAAGGCAUUUGGAACUGAGGAGAAUCGCAAACAGUUCUUGAGAUGGAGAUUCCAGCUGAUGGAAAAGGGUAUCAGAAAGCUUGAUUUGAAGCCUGGAGGUGUCACAUCUUUGCUUCAAAUCAGUGAUCUAAAGAAUUCUCCUUCUCCAUCAAAGAAGGACCUCAGGGUCGCCAUGAAGCAAGCUGUUGGGCUUUUGCAGGACAAUUAUCCUGAAUUAGUUGCCAGAAAUAUAUUUAUAAAUGUUCCAUUCUGGUAUUAUGCUCUGAAUGCCCUUUUAUCUCCUUUCUUAACGCAAAGAAGCAAGAGCAAAUUUGUUGUUGCUCGACCUGCAAAGGUCACAGAGACCUUACUCAAAUACAUCCCAGCAGAAGAAAUCCCUGUCCAAUAUGGUGGAUUCAAAAGGGAGAACGAUUUCGAGUUCUCAAAUGAAGAUGGUGGAGUUUCUGAGCUUGUCAUCAAAGCAGGAUCAUCUGAAACCAUUGAGAUUCCUGUAGUAGAGGUUGGAGCUACACUGCUCUGGGAUCUGGCUGUUUUGGGCUGGGAAGUGAAUUACAAGGAAGAAUUUGUACCGAGUGAUGACGGGUCUUACACCAUCAUAAUUUCAAAGGGAAAGAAAAUGAGUUCUUCUGAAGGACCAAUUCGAAACAUUUUCAGGAACAAUGAACUUGGGAAAGUUGUCCUCACGAUCGAAAAUAGCUCAAGCAAGAGGAAAAGGAUUCUGUAUCGCUACAAGACCAAGAAGAGUGCUUCCAUCUGAAAUCCGUCCUAUGUAUAUCAUCUGUUUAUUGUAAUCCCUAUAUGAUUCUUUUUUCUCUGCAGGAAUGGGUAUAUGAUCAUCUGCUUUUGUUUAAUUUUCUUAAUUUCAUUGUUACACAUUGGUUUACACAAGCAAUAAAUUAAAGAUUGAUUUGAGUUAA